CUCGACAGGGUUAUCUCUCGAGGGCUUCAAUAACUGGGAACAGCCCGGUGUCAAGUGCAGAAGCGGUAAGGAUCAUCUUCGGAAACGGUUGCGGAAUGAUGCGGCACGCAUGUAUCGUGCUACUGUUGAGCAUUGCGGGAUGCCUGGGUCAAGAUCUGCCUGACUGGGGUGAUUUCUACAAAGUGAAGGGCGUCUUGUAUUUGCCGUAUGCUGAAAUUCGUGAGCCAUUCGCAGGAUACUACGAUGCUACGCAGAAUACGAGCCGCAUUGACUACUACAAGGGCCUAGUCCAAACAGUACAGCUUUCACCGAGUGCAGAAUCGGGGGGAGAGGGAUACCCCUAUGGCGUCAACUACAAGAUUGCCUACAUGCCAGACCCCAAGACGUGGGAGUCAGUUCGCACCUGCUUCCAAGUUAAUGGAACCGAGAAUGCCUCUGUUCCCCUGCAAGAUGUGCUGCCAAAUGUUGCAGGCUUCACAUUUGUGCGCAAGGAGUCAUGCUGGUUCGGCAACGACGAGCUGCUCGCCCAUCAAGGCAAGAGGCACUGUGAGCGGUUCCAGCUGACUGUGCCCACCCAGGACCGCGUGAGCAAGUACACGCUCUGGGUGUCGCGAGACCCUGAGGGUCGUGCCGUGCCGCGGCGCUACCUGAUGCGUGGCUACAACACCUUGCUUGGCUCCCACUUCGACAAGUACGAGGUUCUCUAUUACGGGUACUCCCGGGACCCCGUACCACCCAGCUUCUUCGACAUCACUACCCUAUUCAAUGGCACGUGCCGCAGUUUUCCAGGCCCAGGUGCUGAGCGACUGGCUUUGCACAACCCAAUGGCUGAGUUCCUGGGGAACCAUGAUGGUCACACGAAGCACUCAUUCGAAGACUUCAAGGAGACGCACAAACGCACUUACGAGCAUGACAUGGAGUACAACAGACGUCUUGACAUUUUCCGACAGAACCUUAGGUUCAUUGACUCAACAAACCGUGCCAACCUGGGCUACAGCCUUGCCGUGAACCACCUAGCCGAUCGUACGCCACAGGAGAUCAGUGUGCUCCGUGGACGCCUUCAGUCCAAAGAUGGCUCUUCCAAGGCUGAGCCAUUCCCCAGGCACAAGUUCAUGGCCAAGUUGCCCGACCAAGUAGACUGGAGGCUUUACGGAGCCGUGACUCCAGUGAAGGACCAGGCUGUCUGUGGGUCCUGCUGGAGUUUUGGAACAGUAGGUGAACUGGAAGGCGCAUACUUCAGAAAGACUGGUAAGCUUGUUCGCCUGUCCGAGCAGCAGCUGGUCGACUGCAGCUGGAACAGUGGUAACAAUGGGUGCGACGGAGGCGAGGACUUCCGUGCCUACGAGUACAUACGCAACCAUGGAUUAGCCUCAGAUGAGGACUAUGGAGCAUACCUUGGACAGGAUGGCGUGUGUCAUGACACUAAGGUGAAUGCUACCAUUGCCUCAAUCAAGGGGUACAUCAACAUAACCAACCGUGAUGACCUACUCACAGCGCUGGCCAAUGUAGGGCCAGUGUCUGUCAGCAUCGACGCAGCACUUCGCUCCUUCUCCUUCUACUCCAAUGGCGUCUUCUAUGAUCCCAACUGUCGCAAUGACACAGACAGCCUCGACCAUGCUGUUUUGGCAGUUGGCUACGGAACUCUGCAAGGGGAGCCUUAUUGGCUGGUUAAGAACUCCUGGUCUACAUACUGGGGAAAUGAUGGCUACGUCCUCAUCAGUCAAAAGGACAACAACUGUGGCGUGGCUACACAGGGAACCUAUGUGGAACUUUGACAGUGGCCAACAAAAACAAUCCUCUGCUUUUGUCAAUAAACAGUAAUGAAGAACAA
This is a messenger RNA of Dermacentor andersoni, 1831 nucleotides long. It is a transcript of the gene CtsK1, whose product is annotated as C1 family peptidase 26-29-p. Gene Ontology annotation, molecular function: cysteine-type peptidase activity. The record is from RefSeq and is a predicted model, not a curated record. Gene Ontology annotation, biological process: proteolysis. NCBI's taxonomy places the organism in Eukaryota, Metazoa, Arthropoda, Arachnida, Ixodida, Ixodidae.